Canariomyces notabilis is the source of this 6525-nucleotide messenger RNA. RefSeq lists its product as uncharacterized. NCBI's taxonomy places the organism in Eukaryota, Fungi, Ascomycota, Sordariomycetes, Sordariales, Chaetomiaceae. Gene Ontology annotation, biological process: vacuolar acidification. The coding region runs from base 1 to 6525 and encodes 2174 amino acids. The record is from RefSeq and is a predicted model, not a curated record. Gene Ontology annotation, cellular component: RAVE complex. The transcript has 12 exons. Gene Ontology annotation, molecular function: protein binding.
AUGUCCGAUUCCGAGAGAUCGCCGCUUCUCUCGGCUUCCGAGAGCCUCAACACCGCCAAUACCGCCAACGACCGUCCAGACAAAGAUCCCGCUGAGUCGACUCCGUUAUUAUCGAGCUCGGCCGCAACACCACGCUAUGAUGGCGCAGACGAUGAUUAUCCAGCUGCCGAUGCCGGUUCCGUUGCAUCUCACGAUACAUCUCCAGUAUCCGUCAAGUCUCCAAAAUCGAAAUCAUUACGAUGGCCGUCCCUCAUUGCCGUGCUCGUUUUGUCACUCUCUGGGGUGGCUAUCAUAAUUCUCGCCUUCUUUGUUCCCGCCGCCGUCGAGGAAUAUGCAAAGAAGGCAACCGUCAUUGAGCCCACUAAUCUGUCACUCGUGUCCAUCACAACGAAUGGUGUCCGUGCGCGUAUCCAGGCGAAUCUCCGCUUAGACGCACAGCGGGUGGACAACGAACAUGUUAGGCGAUUAGGUCAGGCGGCUACCUGGCUGGUAGGGGAGCUUGGGACAGAGGAGACCAAGAUCAAUGUGUAUCUGCCCGAGUACGACAACAUAUUGCUCGCCACGGCCGGCGUUCCCCCCCUGACAGUCAAAAUUGCGGACGGUCACAACAACGAAGUGGACUUUGUGGCCGAUCUCGUACCAGGGGAUGCUGAGGGUAUUCGCACCAUCGCCAAUGAAUGGUUGGAAGGAAGGUUGGACGUUGUUCGAGUCCGGGGGCAAGCCGACAUUCGGCUGAGGGCGGGAAUCAUUCCCCUCGGGACUCACUCGGUCUCGGAAUUUCUGACGUUUGAAGUCAACAAAUUACCUCUUAUCCCCGAGUAUAACCUUACGCGGUUGAAUUUCAAAGAGAUGCCCAUUCCUGGCGGCGAGAGGAGAGCCAUGGCAGCGGAAGCUACCAUCACGUCCUUCAAUAAGUAUCCGAUAUCACUUGAUGUGCCCGCACUUGGCUUUGAUAUCCUCGUCCCAGGGUGUAAUCCCUCCGACUCAUCCAUCCUUAUCGCCUCGGCCACAACCAGCCGGGUAGCUGUACGACCGCAUGCAGAGGUGGUUGCGGAUGUUCAUGGCCUCAUCAAAGAGGUACCUGAAACCCUGACCCAACUCUGUCCAAACUCGGAUUCGUCACCGCUAGACAUCAUCCUUAAGAAGUACAUUGGUGGAGAAUCAGCAACCGUGCUGGUGCGAGGCCAGAAACAUCCAGCUGGCGACACUCCGGACUGGCUUACGCAGAUCCUAUCUAGCAUCACGGUUCCCGUGCCAUUCCCAGGACGCUCGUUUGAUAAUCUGAUUCGCAGUUUCAAUCUGACCGAUGUCCGCUUUAAGUUGCCGGACCCCUCAGCAGAUCCCGACGACCCUAACUCUAACCCGAGGGUAUCAGGAACGAUCCUGGUGCUUGCUGGUCUCCCAUCUGAGAUGAACUUCUCCUUGAAUGUUACCAGUGUCCGCUCAAACGCCGAUGUCUUCUACCGGGGUAACAAACUGGGGGAGCUGAACUUGGAGGAGUGGCAAAGGGCAAACUCGACUCAGCUUCCAGCAACCGAGGACCACGAGGCGACAUUGCUAAUUCAGUCACGCGUGAACGACGCACCGCUAAAUGUGACCGACGCAGACGUCAUGACCGAUGUUAUCCAGUCUCUCCUUUUUGGCGGCAGCCAAGUCGUACUGGUCAUCAAAGCUCUGGUGGAUGUCAGAGUGCAAACUAUCCUUGGCGAGCUCGUGGUGAAAGGCGUCCCCGCUGAGGGGGAAAUUCCAGUAAAACCUCUUGGAAGGGACGUCAUGGGCUCUGCUCAGCCCAAAGUUGGGAGCAUCGAAAUCACCGGCACGACGGCCACUUCUAUUUCAUUUAGCGCGUUAGUAAACGUUACGAAUCCCACACCCUACUCGGCACGCAUCCCAUUCAUCAGCAUCCACGUUCAAAGCAAUGGAACGACCGUGGGCGAGGCCCGAGCGGAGAACCUCAACAUCAUCCCCGGCAACAACACAGAUUUGGCGGUUUCGGCGACAUGGGACCCAUUAGGGAUGGGCGGAGACAAAGCAGCCCAACGCGGACGCGACCUCUUGUCGGAAUAUCUGUCCGGCUAUAACACAACUGUCACGGUCCGCACCCAUAGAGGGACUUUCCCCUCCCUUCCGCGCAUUGGCGAGGCCCUAUCAAGACUGAACCUCACCCUGUCGGCACCGCGGCUCAGAUUACCGCCAUCUCCCGGCAACGGUGAUGGCGAUGACGACGACGAAGAAGAGAGGCGCUUUAUCCGCGAUGCCACGUUUCAUAUCCUCUCAUCCACGGCCACGUUCACGCUGGUGUCCCCCCUGACGAGGAAUAUUCUGUACAUCGAUGAGGUGAAUGCGACGGCGUAUUAUAAUCAUACGGAGCCGAUCGGCAGGAUCGAGUACAACCUGCCGUUUGCGGCGCCGCCGGGAGCUUCGCAGACGCCGAGGCUGCCGGUGGAGUGGUCGCUGGACUCGGUUGGGUAUGGCAAGCUUAGGGAGGCGCUUGGGGGAAGACUGAAGCUCGACGCGAAGGCUGUGGUGGGGGUGAGGUUGGGGAGGUGGACUGAGAGGGUUUGGUAUGUGGGCAGAGGCAUUGGCGCGGGGAGACAGCGAAGCGAAGCAGUUGACUCGGGCGCUAUGAAGACGGUUCUGCCCGGCCAGCCCGAAUCGCGGCUUCAGGCACUGGCAACGGGCUGCUGGGGCACACGGCGCAUCACUGCGUACAUAACCGGCAACGCCCUCGCCAUCCUCGGUGAGCCUGAUACCGUGCUUCAGACGGUCUACGACGAUGAUCCCGAACCGCUGCAGGCGGUAGCCCUGGACGAGGCGUCGGGAAAGAUAGUCGUGUGCACCGGGCGCCAUGUGAGGGUGUAUCAGCCGCUUCAAGGGGUUGGUGAAGAUGCGCCGCGCGGCCGGCGGCCUGCAAUCUGCCUCUCGUGGGGCGCAUCCGAAGAGCUCCUCGUCGCGCAUUCUAGCCUCGAGCUGUAUCAGACAUCGCUGUCGUCGACGGCAACCACGACGGUUCCCGAGUGUUCGUGGCGCAAGCGCCUCGCCAACCCGGUCCGCAUCGCAAGCUUGUCAUACGACUCGGCCUAUAUCGCCUCGGUGGGCGAGCACGAACGGCUGGUUAAGGUCUGGCGCCGGCUGAGCUAUGGGUCGAGAGAGGUCAGGUUCGACUACAUGUAUCUGCGGCAUCCCCAGCCCGUGACGGGGAUGCAGUGGCGCCGCCCCCGCCAUCGACGGUCGCUGAUGCCUGCCAAAGCCGAUACGCUCCGCUGGGCGUUUGUGAUGCAUGGCCGGGACCUGUCGGCAGCGACGGAGAAGGCUGUGCAGGAGAACACACCGUCCUCAUCAUCGGCAGAGGAUACUGCCGCCCUUGAACAUGUUAUUGCUGUUGCGAAUCGGAACCCGGAAGUCUGUGUGGUGUUGGACGGGAGGGGUCACAUGUCCGCCUGGGCGCUCGAGAAUAUCGGGUGCAAGACUAGAAAGUCAAACAUCUUCAACGUGGCGCACGUCUCGUCUCCAGAGCUGGACUUUUUGAGGGGAUACGCGGGGGCAAAGAGCUACCCGCAUGUUGAGGCGUACAGUUACUGCAAUUCCGGAGGUCACUUGCAUAUUUUACUGCACUUCUUUGAUGGAAGGAUCGAGGUCUACCGUAGCAACGUUGCGGCCUUGUUUGACCCGAAUCCAAAGCGAAGGCGUCUGAGCCUCAGGUGCCUCUGGACGGGGCACACGGCGCCUAUCCGCAAGAUUGUGCGAAAUUUCAGUGGCAGGGCUAUCGUCUCACGCACGGAUGAGGGACAGAGUGUUAUCUGGAAACAUGAGCUUGACCCCAAGCGGACGACGCUCUCUCGCCUGGUGGCGAUCCCGCAUGAGGGGCAUAUUCACAGGAUGUGCCUGCUCAGAAAGGGGCGGUUCGUGGUGUUCCUUCAACAUCAGAACAUCUCGCUGUGGGAUUGCCGGCAGUCAGAGCCCAAGAUGCUCGCUGAGAGCAGUUAUGGCAUUGCCGAGAAGCCGCUUUGUCUACUCAUCCUCCCGCGGCACAAGGUCGAGGAUUACACAACAGCGCACAUUGCGACUAUAACAUCCGAGAAACAAGGUCUCGUAUGGGAGGUUAAACUCCCUUUCUACUCCCGGGGCAAUUUCACCCCCGUCACGAACGGCAUUAGCCACAGCGACCAUGACCAACAGCAAGGCUCAAUCAAGGAAUUCGCCACGUUCACCCUCCAAGACGCCGGCUCCCUGGCCUAUGUGCUACCCGUCGACCCAGCAGGCACCACGCCCGUCAUCUCGGGCUUCCUUGACGUGUUCGCGAGGGACGUCGCCAUCUCGUACACCCACUCUGGGCGGGUUGAGUUUUGGACCGCGCGGGUCGGCCACCAUGACCAGGGCGUCGAGUGGCUGUCGACGAGCUCGAUGGAGACGGGAAUACCCAGCCCGGCGCUCGUGAGCGGCAGCACCAGGAAGAAGGCGGCGCUUGUUGACGCCGACCGCUCCACCCUGACCAUAUGGGACAUACGCGGCGCCCGGCUCGAGUACACGCAGCAAUUCGACAACGGCCACACCAUCCGCGACCUCGACUGGACGUCAACACCCGACAGACAGUCCAUCUUGGCGGUCGGAUUCCCCCACCGCGUGCUGCUGCUGUCCCAGAUGCGCUUUGAUUACCUCAACCAGGGCCCCGCGUGGGCCCCCAUCAGGGAGAUUGGCAUCCGUGAACUCACGCCGCAUCCCAUCGGUGACUCGGUGUGGCUCGGCGACGGGCAUCUCGUUAUCGGAGCCGGGAAUCAGUUGUUUGUGCAUGAUCGGGAGUUUGAUGCGGGCAGCUCGUUGGUGACCAGCCUAAGGCUGCCGCAAAAGAAAAGGGGGGAGGGCGGUUGGGAUUUGUUUGAUGUGGUGCAGAGACUGAACGGCCCGUUGCCCGUGUUCCAUCCUCAGUUCCUGAGCCAGUGCAUCCUGGCUGGCAAGAUCGCGCUGGUGCAUGGGAUUCUGAUGGCGUUGCAUAGGACACUAAAGUUCUGGGCCGAGGGCGACGAGGUCGAUGAUUACCUUGGCUUUGAUAUGGAGGCUUUCUACGCGGUCGAGCAGUCCGCCAAGACACCCUCGGGCGACUAUCUCGGCCGGCGCAUGUCGUACGGCGAAAGCGACGAGCCCUUCUCGGAGGAGGUGGCGGCCGGGAUCAACGAGCGGCUCACGCGCAUCGGCAUACCGCAGCUCUCGGGCCACGAGCAGAUCCAGCUGAUGGAUAUCGUUGAGUGCGUCGGCCUGGUCGAGAAGCAGCGGCGCUCGCUCGACGAGAACGGCGCGCGGUUCAUGCUCUUCUUCAGGCAGCACGCGCUGCGUAAGGGAAGGACGAACGAGAUACAGAUGGGCUGGAGGGAAAUCAACUGGGCCUAUCACUCGACCAGCCAGGACGUGCUGGCUGACAUUGUGUCGCGGCAGAACCAUGGGCGGAUGCUCUGGCAGGGGGCAAGAGAGAGUGGCCUAUUUAUGUGGCUGGCGGAUAACGCUGCCGUGGUGAGUUUUUGCUGGCGGAUACAGAGGGCUCAGUUUGAGGUGAUUGCGCGCAACGAGUACACCAAGGGCGAGGUGAAGAACCCGAUCGACUGCAGCCUUUUCUAUCUCGCGCUCAAGAAAAAGACGGUGCUGCAGGGUCUGUGGCGCAUGGCGACGUGGAACAAGGAGCAGCAAGCUACGCAAAGAUUUCUGUCCAACAACUUUGAGGAUCCAAAAUGGCGGACGGCGGCGCUGAAGAACGCAUAUGCGUUGAUGAGCAAGAGACGGUUCGAAUACGCUGCCGCCUUCUUCCUCCUGGCCGACCACCUCCAAGACGCCGUCAACGUCUGCCUCAACCAGCUCAAAGACAUGCAGCUCGCCAUCGCUGUGGCUCGCGUCUACGAAGGAGACCAUGGCCCGGUGCUCCGCCGACUCCUCGAGGAAGAAGUCCUGGCGAUCGCGGCGCAAGAAGGAAACCGAUGGAUGGCUUCUUGGGCGUUUUGGAUGCUCCACCGAAGGGACAUGGCGGUUCGCGCUCUGAUUACGCCCGUUUACACGCUCCUCGAGACACCGGGCUCGCCGGAUCUCAAGUCCAAGAUGUUUUUGACGGACGACCCGGCGCUGGUGAUUCUGUACCGGCAGCUCAGACAGCAGACGCUGCAGACGCUGAGGGGCGCCAGCAAGGUGACGCCCAAGACCGAGUGGGAGUUUGUGCUGCACAAUGCACGGCUGUACGAGCGCAUGGGGUGCGAUUUGUUGGGGUUGGAUUUGGUCCGAAACUGGGAGUUCUUCCAGCCAGCAGGUGUCACGGGCAUUGCGGCCGGACUCGGCGGCGAAAUUGACCCGCUCAGGCUGCUGAAGCGGCGGAGCUCGCUCGUGGUGGCGGACCUUCCGGUGUCGCCCGUAUCAGUGUCGGCGUCGGCAUCACAACCGGUGCCAAGUGAAAUGAAGUCGGGCGGGCAUAUGCCCAGGCCGCAGGCGCCGCCGACGGUGUUUGAGGAGCCGGAUGCCAAUUCGCUGUUGGAUAGCUUUGGGUUUUGA